Messenger RNA from Armigeres subalbatus, 1053 nucleotides. Its product is annotated as inactive hydroxysteroid dehydrogenase-like protein 1. Gene Ontology annotation, cellular component: endoplasmic reticulum. Gene Ontology annotation, molecular function: oxidoreductase activity. The transcript has 4 exons. Bases 148 to 846 code for a protein of 232 amino acids. NCBI's taxonomy places the organism in Eukaryota, Metazoa, Arthropoda, Insecta, Diptera, Culicidae. The record is from RefSeq and is a predicted model, not a curated record.
CAGUUCAUUUCAGUGCUACAGGAAGGUGUUGUGUUACAGUAGACAGUAAUAUAGUAUCACUUCAUCGUCAUCAUCAUCAUCACGGUUAUAACUGGUGCUACCGAUGGUAUCGGCAAACGGUACGCGGAAAUUCUUGCGAGCAAGGGCAUGCACAUCAUGCUUCUUUCACGAAGUGAACCGAAGCUGAUGAAGGUGGCCAAUGAAAUUCACGAGAGGUACAACGUUCAAACCAGAUGGGUUGCUGUUGAUUUUUCUCAAGGACCGGAGAUUUACAAAACGAUCAGCGAUCAAAUUCAAGAUCUUGAUAUUGGGAUUCUAGUAAACAACGUUGGCUACUAUCCAGCUGUGCAAAGCUUCCACCGUAAUACUGAGGAGGAAAUUAUCUCGACGAUCAACAUCAACAUUUUGAGCACUGUAAUGAUGUCGCGGAUUGUGCUCCCGGGCAUGAAAAAUCGCAGGCGUGGGAUCAUCGUGAACAUUUCCUCUAUCGGUUGUUACCGGCCGGCUGCAUUCCUAAACAUGUACUCUUCGGCGAAGUCCUUCGUUACGAACUUCAGCUUGGCUUUGAAUCACGAACUGCGUGGAAAAGGUGUCAAAUGCCAAGCGGUGGUUCCCGGCAUGACGCACACCAACAUGAUUAAGCAUUUGGAGGAGGAUAUUCCCUGGUACGUCGGAGUUACUACGGUGGAUUCGCUGGCCAAAUUUGGAGUGUUCUCGCUUGGAAAAACGGCGCACACUACCGGUGGAUGGAAGCAUACCUUACAGGUUUGUUGGCAGGAUUUAGUACCUCAUACGCUGGGAACGGUCAUAAUAUCUUACGUUACCAGGAAAGCAAUUGGUAAAUGAUAAGAUUCCGGAAGAGCAGCUGAUUCUGAGCACACUUAUCAAACUUAUGAAGAUUUUACUGGUGAAAUCUGAAAUAAGCACUUCAAUUGCGAUUUUUAAACUCUUCUCAAAGAUAGGGUUUGAAGAAUUAGUUGUAUUGUGAUCGACAUCUGUGAUGUAACUUCAUUUAAAUCUUGAUAAAUCUGAAGCCACGAGAAAACAAUGUGU